AUGACCACCGCCAGCCCCUGCGGUGAGGUCCAAGACGUGAUCUUCUACACCUUCGACAACCCAUACACAGCCGGUCAAGUCGACUUCAAAAUCUGCGAGCGCUGCUACCUAGGCUACUGCGUGAGCGCCGGUCUCGAAAGCCGCUUCGCCAAGGUCUCAGUUCCAGGUGUCGCAAAAUGCGACUUCCACCCCACCGCACCACGAUUCGCAAGAUACAUAGGCAAGUACUGCGAGAUGGUACUAAUAAACAACCCCAACGUCUUCAUUGAAUACGCCUGCAAAAUGGAGCUCGCCCCACCCUGUCCAGGUUCAGAAACACUAGAGAUUCGUCAAUGGUGGGGCACAGACCAAUUCAACUUCUGCGCUGAAUGCUACGAAGACUUCGGCAAAGACACUGUCUUCGAACGAGGCUUCCGCUGGCGAGGGAACUUGAUCAAACACCAAAAAUGCGACAUGCACUCACAGAACAUGCGCAGACGGUACUGGGAAUCAUGUCAGAAGCAGGACUUGAUGGAAUUUAACGAAUACUGUAAAGCACGAGAGCAGAUCUACAGAGAACUUAUACAGACGCGCAUUAAUGCUCAGAUUCAGGCACCAGCACAACCGCAACAACCCUGCAACAUUACACAAUCACUAAGCGCCCGCCUCUCGCAACAACACUCCUUCCGCAUGAAUAUGAUGAACCUCGUCAACGCACAAAACGGACGCUCCAACGCAGCCAUGUCCGGGCUGAUGAGCCAGGGAAGUUCGUACAAUUCGUGGUAUGAUUCGAGGUAUCAGUCGUAUCAGAUCCAGUAUAAUGCGGCCCAGCAGGGAUUGGUUAUGAGUGCUGUGGGAGGAGCAGGAGGAGGCGGGAACGCACAGAAUAACGAGACAGCUGUUGUGCAAUCUGCUUUGGCGACGUUGGCUGCAUUAGAGGAGAGGUGGAAGGAGGUUGAAUAG
Molecule: messenger RNA, 942 nt
Organism: Lithohypha guttulata
Lineage: Eukaryota; Fungi; Ascomycota; Eurotiomycetes; Chaetothyriales; Trichomeriaceae
Exons: 2
Coding region: 1-942 (313 amino acids)
Source: RefSeq, a predicted model, not a curated record